Messenger RNA from Ilex paraguariensis (yerba mate), 2807 nucleotides. NCBI's taxonomy places the organism in Eukaryota, Viridiplantae, Streptophyta, Magnoliopsida, Aquifoliales, Aquifoliaceae. The record is from the annotation of a GenBank genome assembly.
CCCACAUUCUCUCCCUCUCUUCCUCAGAGCACCAGAGACACAGACGAAGUCCAAACUUUUCCCCAAUUAUCUUCACCAAUCCAAAACCCUAAACCCAAUACCAGAAAUUGAGAAAAAUUCCACAGACCAUGAUCAAUAUUAAACACACCGAAACGACGUCGUCUUCUUCAAUCGUCACGGCGGAGAAGGCAAUCUCAUUCAUUUCAAAGGGCUGGCGGGAUGUCCGGUCAUCGGCCGACGCCGAUCUCCGAUUGAUGAAAGACCGUGCCAAGUCGUUCAAGAACUUAGCCUCCUCCUUUGAUAAAGAGCUCGAGAACUUUCUAAAUUCAGCUUCUAAAUCCCCUUUCACGGUCCCCACAAUUACCGCCUCUACCACUCCCGCCGAAAUCGACUUCGUCAAGAGGCUACAGCCGAAAUUGAACGAAAUUCGGAAGACUUAUUCGUCACCGGAUUUUAGUAAACGAGUUUUGGAGAAGUGGAGCCCUCGGCCGAGGAUAAGGAUCGAUUUGAGUGCGAUUAAGAAUGCAAUAGUGUCCGAAGUGGAGGUGUUUGAUGAGAGAGAAGGAUUUAGGAGGGCGAGAGCGAGGAGGAUAAGGUUUAAGGAGGGGAGAGAGGAAGGGCAGUUUGGGGAAUGGGAACUGAUAAAGGUCUUGAAGACUAGGUUGAGGGAGUUGGAGCAAAAGAGCUCGUCGGCUGAGAUAUUUGGGGGUUUUAAGAACAGUGAGUUCGUGGAGAAAGUGAAGUCCAGUUUGAAAUCAAUUUGCAAGGAUCCAAGUGAGUCAAAGGAAGUUCCACCACUGGAUGUACCUGAACUUUUGGCAUAUUUUGUUAGGCAGUCCGGACCACUUUUGGAUCAACUUGGCCUUAGAAGAGAUUUAUCUGACAAGAUAGUAGAAAACUUGUGCGGCAAAAGAAAGAACCAACUUCUAUCACGUUCCCUACCUGCAGGAGAGUCAUCCAUUAGCCAAAGCGAAAAUAUUAGUGAUGAACUAGAUUUAAGGAUAGCAAGUGUCUUUCAAAGUACAGGGCAUUGUUAUGAGGGUGGCUUUUGGACUGACUGUGCAAAGCAUGACCUGUCAGACAGGGAGAGGCAUGUAGCCAUCGUGACAACAGCUAGUCUUCCUUGGAUGACGGGAACUGCUGUAAAUCCGCUGUUUCGAGCGGCAUAUUUAGCGAAGUCGGCAAAGCAAAAUGUCACACUGUUGGUUCCGUGGCUUUGUAGAUCGGACCAAGAGCUAGUUUAUCCGAACAAUCUCACUUUCGCCUCACCAGAAGAGCAGGAGGCUUACAUACGGAAUUGGCUCGAGGAAAGGGUUGGGUUUAAAGCUGAUUUCAAAAUCUCAUUCUAUCCAGGAAAGUUUCAAAGGGAAAGGCGAAGUAUACUACCUGCUGGAGAUACUUCUCAGUUUAUUCCGUCGAAGGAGGCUGACAUCGCUAUCCUGGAAGAACCAGAACAUCUGAACUGGUACCAUCAUGGUAAACGCUGGACUGAUAAAUUUAACCAUGUUGUUGGUGUUGUUCACACAAAUUACUUGGAAUAUAUCAAGAGGGAGAAGAAUGGUGCCCUCCAAGCUUUCUUUGUGAAGCACAUAAACAAUUUGGUUACAAGAGCACACUGCCACAAGGUUCUUCGCCUAUCUGCCGCUACCCAAGAUUUGCCCAAGUCUGAAAUUUGUAAUGUUCAUGGUGUGAAUCCGAAGUUUCUGAAAAUUGGGGAAAAAAUGGCUGCAGAAAGGGAGCGUGGGAAGCAAUCCUUUUCAAAAGGAGCAUAUUUCCUAGGCAAGAUGGUUUGGGCAAAGGGUUACAGGGAGCUGAUAGAUUUGUUAGUGAAGCACAAAAAAGACCUUGACGGAUUCAAUUUGGAUGUGUUUGGGAAUGGAGAGGAUGCUCAUGAAGUUCAGAGCACAGCUAAAAGGUUGGAUCUGAAUCUCAACUUCAUGAAAGGCAGAGACCAUGCAGAUGAUAUUCUUCAUGGUUACAAAGUCUUCAUAAAUCCCAGUGUCAGUGAUGUGCUCUGCACAGCCACAGCUGAGGCUCUUGCAAUGGGGAAAUUUGUUGUUUGCGCAGACCACCCAUCAAAUGAGUUCUUCAGGUCAUUCCCCAAUUGUUUGACUUACAAGACACCUGAAGACUUUGUUGCAAAAGUGAGAGAAGCAAUGGCGAGUGAGCCUCAGCCUCUCACUCCUGAGCAAAGAUAUAACCUUUCAUGGGAAGCUGCCACACAGAGAUUCAUUGAGCAUUCUGAGCUUGACAGGAUUUUAAAUGGUGAUGGAGGUGAUUCACAACGGAGAAAAACAAAGGGGAACAUCUCCAAUUCAGUCUCGAUGCCAAAUUUAUCCGAGAUGGUUGAUGGAGGGUUGGCAUUUGCUCACUACUGUUUCACUGGCAAUGAGUUCCUUAGAUUGUGUACAGGGGCAGUACCUGGGACACGGUACUAUAACCAACAGCAUUGUAAAGAUCUCCAUCUUUUGCCUCCACAGGUAGAGAAUCCAAUUUAUGGCUGGUAGUAGAUAGAUUACUAACAUGUAUAUCAUGUAUUCCUUCCUGCAUAUUAUAUACGUGAUAUAACAUGGAGCUUGUCGUGCUUGCUAGUGUAGAAUCAUUUUGUUGUUUUUAAGAAAUUACCAUAUAACAUAUAGCGCUGUGUGUGUGUGUGUGUGCGCGUGUGUUAGGACCCACAACCAGAACAGCUAUUGGCCCUUUCAUUGUAGUUCUCAUUCAUUUGUCUAUUUUUCUGUGUGAUGUCAAGGUAAAUGUUCGAAAAUUAUUUGUUUGAUGUCAAUAUUACUGUGGAGGAUAAGGUUGCG